UGCUAUUCUGAGACCAGUGAUCCAGUUUUACAUGUCACUCUUCUUGGUGGUGAGUGGGGUUCAUCUGCUGGUGGGUUGUCAACUAUAAACAGAGAGCUUGCUAUUCACCUUUCACAGCAGUCAGCAGUUAAGGUUUCUUUACUAGUCCCAGAGGGGGCUUGCAAUAAUGAGGAAAAAAAUGAAGCCCAUAACUAUGGAAUCACUAUUGUUGAGACAAAGAGACGUGCAGCAUUUGAUCGUCUUGAUUGGUUAAGCUUUCCACCCCAUGAGCACCUCAUGGACAUUGUUGUUGGCCAUGGUGUAAAACUUGGUCGGCAAAUACAGGUCAUAAGAGACUCUGCUCGAUUUCCAAAUUGUAAGUGGGUACAAGUGGUGCACACUGCUCCAGAGGACCUUAGCAGAUGCAAAUGCUACACUGAUCCCAUUUCAAAAGGUGAAACAAAACACGAAUCAGAAGUUGAACUUUGCAAACUUGCUGAUCUCGUUGUACCCGUGGGGCCGAGACUGAAAGAAGCAUACGCUUCAUAUUUACAGCGAUGUAAGACAGAUCAAGACGUUUCAUCCAUUACUCCAGGCCUUUUUCAAAGGGAGUUUGGGGAUUUAGUAGCAAAACAAGAUCCUAAGGAGGAUGGUGAGUUCAAAGUGUUGUUAUUUGGUCGUGGGGAUGAUGAGGACUUUGAACUCAAAGGAUAUAACAUUGCUUCUCAAGCAUUCACUGAUCAGCGGUUAAAAAACAAACCCUAUCAUCUAAUCUUGGUCGGAGCCCCUGAAGGAAAACAAGAAGAAGUCAGAGAAAAACUUCUUCAGCGAGGUAUUGCAGAAGCACAGUUGACCGUUAGAAAAUUUAUACAAAGUAGAGACAGACUGAAAGAUUUGUUGUGCGAGGCAGAUCUUGCCAUCAUGCCAUCAAAAUCAGAAGGAUUUGGUCUUGUUGCACUUGAAGCCUUGUCUGCAAGUCUACCUAUUAUUGUUGGUAGUAAGUCGGGAAUUGCCAAAGCAUUAGAACAUGUUCCUAUUGGUCAUUCAUGCGUCGUGAAUUCAGAUGAUCCUGCCGAGUGGGGAAAAGCCAUUGAAGAUGUUCGUGACAGGCAUCGAAUGCGGCUGGAAGAGAUUAGAACACUAAGGGCGUCUUACGGAGAAAUGUACAAUUGGAAAGAACAAUGUGAAGAACUUGUGAAGAAAAUGUGGGAAAUGGUUCAUGGUAUGAUUUGUUAAAGUAUUAAAAUUAAGUUGCAAAGUGAGUUUUUAUAUCAAGUUGAUUUGAAAUGAAGCAUUGAUCACUUCGCUCUCCCGAACAACGAGGGAGUAGUUCUUUUGUCGGUCAAUUUAUUUUUCUCCGCCUGUUUUGGCAAGAGUCGUGGUAGUACUACUGACUAAGCAAAAACUGACCAUGGCAGGCACUCCCUGUUUAUUAAACACCCAGUGUACCUAGGCUGCUCAGUGGAAAAUAACUGUUUGUAUUUUUUCCUUUAGUAAAUUUCAAUGCAAAUUUUAAUCAAUACUUAAUUGUCUUUACAGGGUCUUCUAUAAAAAUCGACAGCAAACCAACAACAAAUUCACUUUUUGAAGAGCAGCUUGUUGCAGGAAGUUCCCAUUUUAGAACCUCUGAAAACAAAGCCUCUAUUUCAAAAGGAAAGAAAACUGAAAAAUCUACGAGUAGCGAGUCUCAAAAAAGCCGUACGCGUAAAAACUCGAGAUCUUCCUUUAAUCCAGGUACGAAGAAACAUGACAUUUUUUUAUUACUUCUGGCUUUUAAAUUUUAAGUGGAUGGGUUAUUGUUAGAUGACUCAAAGGUGAUUAUUUCUUCAGAAUUUUGUGCCGUUUACACCGUGGCUGUGUAUUUCACGUUGGCUUCGGAAAUGCAACAAAUCUGGGGACAAGAUCACAUUCAGCCAAUCACGCAACAGACAAGAGAUUUUUAAGUCGCUUGAUUAGACUAAAAUAAGUUUCUGUAGAUUCUUCGCUUAUCCUCAGUGAAGGGUUAUUAUUUUUCAAAGGUAUUUUCUUUGCUUUCAGACAUAAUUACAAGGCACAAUUUUCAAGAACUAAAUGAUGAACAGAGAAAAAUAGUCCAUGAAACUCUACAACGUCAAAUACAACUGUACUUACAACAUCGUACCAUUGCAACUUCAGAAGGAGUGUCUGGCCUGAUUGAAUAUAUAAAGAAGACGCACAACGUGGCCUUGGAAUCUGUGGGUUUGGGAUCUCUGGAAGUAAAGUUUCGGUGCACCUCCCUGGAGAGUCUUGAAAGUUUGUGGAAUGAUUAUCAGUCUGGUCACCUUAAUCACAUUGCGGAGAGAUACCUUGUGACUGAUGACAUAAGGAGAAAACUGAACUGUGAGAAUGUCAGAUUGAAGACAACUAUCGAUGAAGAAAACUACCAAAUGUGCGAGAAGAUUUUGAAGGAAAAAUCAUGGGAGUUGCAAGUCCUCUCUGAGCAAUUAACGGCGGUACAGUUGAAAGGUAAAAUUAGACUUUUAAAUUAGUCAAUCAAUACCAUUGACCACUCCAGAAAAUACCAUAACAUACCAUAAUGUUCUUUGUUUGUCACCCCAAAAUUUUGCAUAAGCAGUGUCUUCAGUUUCUCUUGGGAGUUAAAAUGGCCCCGCGAGAAACUGAAAACAAUGCUUACGCAAAAUUUUGGGGUGACAAACAAAGAACAUUAUGGCAUGUUAUGGUAUUUUCUGGAGUGGUCAUUUCAAUUUGCUUAUUGUGGGCCAAAAUUUACAGUUUACACUGGCCCUUCUCUACUUAAAAACCUGAUUAAGGGUCUGAUUGUUUCUUAUGGCAGUGAUACUUUUCCUGACAGCAGCUAUCCUGGAUCAAAAAAGGCAGUGUUUUAAAAUGAUCAUCGUCGUAAGGUGUUACACUGCGGGGCGAAUCAUUAACAUGAGGGAAUAGGCCAUUUGCACCCAGAGGUCAUGUGAUGUCGUUUUUAUGAAAAUGAAAGUUAUAUGAGUUUGCCUUCGAAAACUGAUUAGUGGGUCAUAUCUUAAACAAAAUAAUAGUGAUUUCUUUUGUCAAACCCGCGGCAUUUUCUUAAAAUGUUUAAGUUCGUAACUGGUCACGUGACCAAAAUGUGUUUUUUAAAAAUUAGGAAUUACAUCUUUCAGAACACAAAUUUUGCACUUAAAGUUCAAGGGAAAUGUUGAAAAGAUGAUGUGGUAACGUUUACAGCACAUCUGAGCGUAACUAUCAAACGUUUAACAAGAUAUAAGCAAAAAAUUGUUUUGGCCGCCAUGUUGGAGGGCAAGAGUAUGCCCUCCAACAUGGCGGCCAAUACAAAUCAUAUUGCUUUGUUGAAAAAUCAAAAUGCCAUAAAAUAUCUCCCUUAAAUGCGUUUCCUCUCAAAUUUCGGGUGUAAGGUAAUUUUUAUGUGCUCUGUCAAAUUUUUGGCAUCAGCAACAUUCCAACUCAUUGUUUAAAGGAAGCAUUGGUCACGUGACCUCUUAGUGCAACUGGCCUAUUAAGGAAUCUUCUGAGCUUCAAAUUACUUCCCUGAAACAGUUUGGCACUUUGCACUAAAUGAACAGAUAAUUUAAUGAUAACGCAUAAAACAUUAAUCGAAAUAAGAUUAACCCAUUCGCUCCUGGAGAUUUUGCCGAAAAACGCGUUUUGAAGCUAGUCGAGUGGUUUUCUGGUCACUGUCGUGCUAUAAAGGGCUAAAACUUACCACAAACCGCUUUACAGGUCGUACACUUGGCGGCCUUCUGAUCCAGAUGCAAAAUAUGGGCUUGCGAAGUUCGGGCAUGCGCAGAAAGUAAAAAUUUCGGCAUUUCGCUUUCUCUCCACCCUUCUUUUUUCGCUUUUCUUGCCUCAUUUUUUUUUCUCUUGCUGGGCAUUUAGUAGGCUUCAUUUUGGUGGGAAGAGUUUUUGGGAAAGCUUUUAGGAUCUUAGGAUUAGGUGAAAGGAAAGGUAGGUGGGUAAUGUUACAAGAUUUUCAUGGAGAUUUUCAGGUCCUUGUCACGUGGUUUUUUGCUUCUUUCUCCGGUGUCCUUGACUAAAUUGUGCUCAUUCUGGUAUGGUUUGAAAGAUCUCUUCACUCUGCACAAGUUAGCGAAGAAAGUUGUCCUUGACCGUUAAAACUGAUGACGUCACAAAGGGUAGAAAGGACCUGGAUCCGCACGGGCGGUUACGGGCGGUUCAGGGGCGAAUGGGUUAAGCAUUCAUAACCAAAAGAAGUUGUAGUGUUCAUUUCAGCAGGUAAACUAUAUGACCACAAAAGGGGGACUGUUAGUUGACGUUCAUGUUUUUGUACCUGGCUGUGAGUAUUUUAUGUAAUAAUACAUUCACAACAGAUGAAUUUCAUGCGUGUUUUUGUUAUUUCAUUCUGUGUUAGCAACCAGCGAUGGCUUGUCACCUUUACCUGAAUCAGAUCAAGAAGCAGCUUCACUUCUAAUUGACACAAACCCAUAUGGUUCUGAGGUAGGCAGCUUUGCACUUGGGACUAAAAAUGAAAACAACUGAAGAAUAGAAAGGAAGAGAAAUCGACGUGUUGCAUCGGGUUUAAUCUGCAUUUUAAUGUCCACUCAAUUCUGCAGAAAUAAUAGCUCGGAAAAAUGUACGACAGUUGUCAAACCCAUUUCCGUUAGACAUUGUCGAAACGGAAGACUGGCUUGGUUUCAUUUCAUUAGUAGGAAUUGUAUGGAAAUAUUAUAAUGGCAUGAUUCAAAAAGAAGUGGUUGUUAAUUUUUCGUUGCAUCUUAGUAGAAAUUUCAAAUGUUAGCUAAGUAAUGUUUUCUAAGACCUCGGAAUUUAAUACAUUGAGAAACAUUACGUGCAGUCAUAAGUGAGACGUAAUUUGCCUUGUAAUUGCACAUUUCACCCGUUUAGCCAAAAUGAGACGAAAUACGGUAACAUCUUGAACGACGGCAGACUUUGCCAAUCUUGAGACAAAAAAACUCUGAUGCAGGCGACCAGAAAGAAAUCUAGAAAAUUAACCGACUACGGAAAACAACUUCUACCCCGCGCGCUGAUUUCAAAUGUGAUAAUGUUUUACGACACGGAGAGAAUGAUGGGAAAUGAUAGGUAGGGGAGAAGAGGGGGUGGGGAAAGAUGUAAACAGCAUUAUGUACAAAUGUUUUUUUUUUGUCUACUGCAGCUUACUAGGCUUUUUUUGUACUUCAAACAUCAUAACAAAAAAUGGUCAAGUACUGAACAAGCCUCAAAUGAGACUUGCUAAAAAAUCCUGGAGGUACCUUUUGCAAAUCCAGACUGACAUACAUGUAUGUAAAUGUCAUAAGUAUCACUUGGUGGAAGGGUUAACUGAAAAUUCACUCUCUGAUAAAAGGGCAUUUUUUGAAACAGGCGUCAAGAGGCCCUCUACACAAGGCUGCGGUCAGUGGACAAUACGAGCUGGUUAAAAUGCUUCUUGAAAGUGGUGAAGAUGUGGAUCAAAGAGAUCAGGUUUAAGUCUCGGCCAAUCUAUGUAAAUCUGAUGCUUACUGAUUCUUAUAUUCCUUUCUUGCUUUAGUAGGUUACCAGCAGAAGGUUGUGUUUGGGCUUUGCUCCAGUAGUACAUGCUUUGCUUUCAAGAACCAACACUGCAUUCUGAUUGGCCGGUAUUGACAAGCGUGAUUGACAGACAGCAAAUUUUUGUUUUCUUGAAAAUAUCUAUAAGUCGUAGAUGUUCAUCAGUAGACUGCCUAAGUUAUGUUCACACUAUACCUCUUUACCUCUCUGCCCCGGCCCGGGGCAGAGAGAGUUUGGUGUACUAAAUUCUUUUCCUUACUCCUUAAAAUUUACUUCCAUCUCUGGGUUCCAGUACUCGCUCCUACUUAUUUAUUUCCGCGACGGUCCCAAAAGGUCCUCACACUGCAAGAUUGACACAAAACCUAUCCGGUAUGUGACGUUCCACUUUUGAGAUCGGCGCGGCAUAGUUUCGCUUCGUCACAGAAAUCGCUCUGCCAAAAUCGUUCUUGUUUAUGAACAGAAAUGAACAGAAGCCCCAUCCGGUAAGAUUUUCGUGGCGGCGCAAAGGCCAUCAUUAGUAUGGCAUUGGAUCGCUUUUUUUCAAUCUUAUCUAACUGCGUUAUUCUUCCUGUUUUCUAUAGUUUUCUUUGACUCCUCUUCAUCUUGCCUGUUGGUAUGGACAGGAAUCUGUUGUCAAACUGUUAUUGACCUACGGAGCGAACGUCGACGCUGAAGACAGCGUAAGUCUAGGGGGUGGGGCAAGGGAAGUUCUUGUUUUUCGAGUACUAUUUAUUCACAUACGAAUCUCUCAGAGAUGACCAAUUACAUUGAAUUGGCAACCGUAUUAAUGUAUUCAAAUUUUCGACUUUUAAAGUGCCUAUCCCCCGUAUUCAGUCACAUUAAAGGGACAGGUUCACGGUUCAAAACUAAAACCUUCGGGUCAACAAUAAAUUCCGCGUUGGUAGUGUUGGCAUAAUCCACUAAUUUUUUCUGCGAUUUUAGUACUCCUCCAUCCUACUUCAGGUUACUCUGAAAUACAAUUCUACUUUGAAAUACACUCUUAGAUCGCUGAGAUACAUGUGAGUGGGAUUAUUAACCGAUAGAAUUAAUAAUAAAUUGGAAAGAAGUAAUUUAAUUAAUAAGCAUGCGCUUAACCGUGAACCGACUUUUAAAGUGCCUAUCACCCGUAUUCAGUUACAUUAAAGGGACAGGUUCACGGUUCAAACAUAAAACCUUCGGGUCAACAAUAAAUUCAGCGUUGGUAGUGUUGGCAUAAUCCACUAAUUUUUUCUGCGAUUUUAGUACUCCUCCAUCCUAUUUCAGGUUACUCUGAAAUACAAUUCUACUUUGAAACACACUCUUAGAUCGCUGAGAUACAUGUGAGUGGGAUUAUUAACCGAUAGAAUUAAUAAUAAAUUGGAAAGAAGUAAUUUAAUUAAUGAGCAUGCGCUUAACCGUGAACCUGUCCCUUUAAAUUUCGAACAUUUAUGUAGUUUAAAGAAUUUUUGGGAAGAAAUAAAAGUUGUUUUGCGUUUCAACACAGUUUUAUCGAAGGACGAAAUCGGCAAUUGGAGGCUAAUUUCCCGCCAUAUUUAUUCAAAAAGGAGUGAUUGCGAGACCUGGCACUAAAUGCUUGUGACGUCAACCCGGUAUCUUGUAGCCAAUCGUGUUAUCGCCGAGACACCGGGUUGACGUCACAGGCAACUCUGCCCAGUCCCCCAUAAGGCGCUUUUAUUUACUUCGUGAACGGGGAUUUUGAUCGCCUGUUAAAAAUCGAGAUUAAGCUCAAAUCCCAUUCUGUUGCUUGUUUUUGCAUGUUGGACAUGUAGACACCACAACACUAUAUGUUGUACUACUUUAUGUGGACAUAUCGUUAGUUAGACUAUUUUUCUUGUUGGGAAAUAGCAUGUACAUGUUACACAUUUUACUCUGCUUGUGACGUUUUUAGUUUCAACGAACCCCUCUGCAAAAAGCUGAGCGUCGAAACCACCACUCCAUAGUGCAGUUGCUAUUAAAGAAUGGUGCCAGGCCAAGUUUUCGUCAACCAGUAAGAUAUCAGAUUGUAUGUCCUACUCGCGAAGCGUUGUCUCUCAGAUGAAAUCACUUGCGUUUGUUGUAUUCUAUUUCGAUAAUGUUUAACGUUACCGUAGGACCUAUACAUUGUCGUAUGAGCUUUUAUUCCAGCUUUUAUCACGAAGACCUUAUAUUUGUUCUUCUGUACAGGAACAUUAUAUAUAUUCUCUCGGUUACGCCCACCCGUUGAUCAAGGGACAACAAAAACGUCAACAUUGGUUGGGAGGGUGGAGGUGAGAUCCACAAAGUCUUGUUUUCCAGGUCAGUCUGUCGAAAGGCCCUUGGACACCUUAUGAAGUUUACACAACGUAGUGUUCCUUAUCGUCUUGCAGAUUAGGGUUAGGCACUGCCUUUACUGAUAAGGGUUAAGCACUUCCUUUACUGAUUAGGGUUAAGCACUUCCUUUUCUGAUUAGGGUUAAGCAAUGUUUCGAAACUGGUUACGUUCUUUUGUUGAGUUGGGGUUGAUGCUAUGUGUACUUUAAUUAUUUCCCUACCAUCCAAUAAAUCGUCAGUGGUCUAGUGGUCUAGUGGUUAGUGGAUGGAUAGUGUGGUGUAGUGGCAAUUUAGGUCAUGGGUUCGAAUCCUCUUUUCCUUCACAUCAGUUUUUUUUCUUUUAAAUUGAAGAGACUUGCACUUUCAUAAAUGAUUUCCAGCUUGAAAUAUCAUCUAAGUGUGAUAUAAAAGCAGAAAACAGUUCUACCUUGUGUAAAAAUCAUAAGGGGAGAAAGGGCCUUUCGACGGAGUGCUGACCUGUUUACCAAACUUUUACCCUAUCUGACGGCUUCAAAAUUCUCACGUGAUAUUUGUCGCCCGUUGGAACCCUUUUCAUACUUUUGGUCUUCAAUGAUUAUCAUUACUGUCAAACUCAGAAAAGCAUGAACGUUGAAAAUGUUCAUUGUCUUAUGAUCAAUCCCACUGGAGAUAAGGAAAAAGGAGUUAGCGAGCAGCAAGCCAAAAUAUGAAUACCUUUUCUGCUUACUUCUCCCACACUUCUUUGCCUUCUUCCCUCGACACAUAACAUUCCAGAAAUAUUUUUGUUGUUGAACUUGAUAGAAUAAAAUUUGUGCAAUGCGCACGUCUCUUCAUAAAUAUUAUCACGUUUGCGAUUUGUGAAUUUGAUCAUAGUAAGAAUUAUUAACAAAAUGGUGCGAAAAAUUCUUAUUCCUAUCUUUAAGUGGUCUGCCCUUAUGUUACUAAUGACGCCGUAUAUAUUUUAACCAUAGCAACCAACCACCAUCACAUGUUGUGUUAAAUGUAUCCAUUUGCAAUGAGAAUACAGCGAAACCACGUUAAUCUAUUGUCUGCAAAAUUAAGUGCCAAAUGAAUUUCCUCUUUAAUAUUUUCGCUUAAACACAUGUUCAUUUUCAUCAUAGGUCUGUCUAAAGAAACUCACAAGAAAAGCUUUCUUGCAAGUGGAUGAACGAUCUGGAUUUAAUCUGCUCCAGGCGACUGUCUUUGAGGAAAAAUACAACAUUGUUUUAAAAGCUGGUGGCCUUUUUGACAACUUUGUGCAAGAAAUGGAACUUACAAAAACAGGAAAUAACGCCAAAAAAUUUUCUGGCAAAACGGCAGUUGACUUAUUGUCACUUAGAAAGAGAACAAACCCAUUUAAUGUUGAUAUCAAAAGGAUUUAUGAAAAGUUGGCUGAGGACAAGAGCGGACUCACUGAGCUGCAGUGGGGUUCAUGCAAUGAUGAUGUGGAACGGGCAGUUGCACUUGUAUUAAAUGACGGUGUAGAUAUUAAUGCCUCAGGAUCAGACAGUGGUUACCCAGCUUUGCUGCAGGCCAGUCGUUCAUCCUCAAGUCAGUUUAUUGAGACCCUCAUUGAUCUUGGGGCCGACGUUAAUGCCCAA
This is a messenger RNA of Porites lobata, 9340 nucleotides long. NCBI's taxonomy places the organism in Eukaryota, Metazoa, Cnidaria, Anthozoa, Scleractinia, Poritidae. The record is from the annotation of a GenBank genome assembly.